Camelina sativa (false flax) is the source of this 1066-nucleotide messenger RNA. RefSeq lists its product as uncharacterized. The record is from RefSeq and is a predicted model, not a curated record. Gene Ontology annotation, molecular function: RNA nuclease activity. NCBI's taxonomy places the organism in Eukaryota, Viridiplantae, Streptophyta, Magnoliopsida, Brassicales, Brassicaceae. Gene Ontology annotation, biological process: regulation of gene expression. Gene Ontology annotation, cellular component: peroxisome.
GAAAUUAAGGAAUGGAUCGAUGCGGUUAAAAUCGUAUGCUACAGGCAGAGCUGUGUGGUGGAGAGAUCUUAUAUACUAUAACUCUGUUUAAUCUUUCUUCUUCGUUUCUCUUGGUCUCUUCUCAUUAUCGCGCACCCAUUGAUCAAAUAGUUUCUUAUUUCUCUCGAUCUCCGUCCAAACCAUGAGCACCGGUCGAUCAACGGCUCACACAUGCGUCUUCUGGGACGUCCAGGAUUUCCCGGUCCCUAAAGGUCGCGAUCCUGAUUCGGUAUAUGAGAAUAUAAAACUAGCUCUUGCGAAUAAGGGGUUUGCUGGUAUUGUUCAUAUCAGGGCUUAUGGUAGGAAAAACAAGGUUUGGGAUGACUUUCUAUUAGACGGAAUCACGGUUAUACCCGAAGGAGAUAAAGAUGCGAGAGUUAAAAGGAUGAUUAGGGACGUUCUUUUCUGGGCUCUGGACAAUCGUGUACACCCAUCUGCACAACGAAUCGUGAUGGUAAUUUCAGAACACAUUGGACAAGAUUUGGAUUUCCUCUCCGUUCUUCAAGGUUUGCAUUCUAGAGAAUACAAAAUUCUCUUGGCUGAUGUCGCAUCAGUAAAGCAACCUGAGUUUGUAAGCGAAGAAUGGCUUUGGAGGAGCCUCUUCGAUGGAGGAGAUCCUAUUGAAAGGUCACAAUCUGUUAAGCACGAUGAUGAUAACCUGAAGCGUAAGGAUACUGCAAAAGACACUGAUAAGCGAAGCUCAAUAGAUAAGCGUAAGGAUCCUAUUGAAAGAUCUGUUAAGCACGAUGAUGAUAACCUGAAGCGUAAGGAUACUGCAAAAGACACUGAUAAGCGAAGCUCAAUAGAUAAGCGGAGGAGAUUUUCGAAGUAGCUACAAUAAUGUUGUUCUAUCAAUCUUUCUUUAUGGAUGAUCAUUUUCUUUUUUAUCUCUGUGAAGUCUUUGGUAAACUCUGUAUUGGGUUCAGAUGCACUGUUCUUCAAUGUCUAAAAAUAUCGUUUUUACUACCUUUAAUACUCCUUGGGUUUUUGUAUGGAUAACAUCUACGUAUCAUCUUUGAUCUGUUAA